GGUGAGGAGGCUCAUUCAAGACCUCCAGCUCUCUCCCGCGGAGCGCGUGCGAAACUUUGGCGGAGCAGAAAAUGGAGCGUGUUUCUUUAAGGCGUCCGACUGCCCGUCGCUUUGUGCUGCGGAGAGACUGACGCCCUGUGGACGGCGUAGCGGCGGCAGAGCACCGUCCUGGAGGAGACUGGGCAGAGACGCGGACCGCGGUGAAACACGCUCCACGCUUCAACUUAUCGUCUGGGUGUUCUUCUGCCGGUGCUGGUGAGCCGCCAGGAUGAGGCCGGGUCAGCUGAUCCUCCCCGCCGCCGCCACUGCUACGCUCCUCUUCCUCCUGUCGGGACUGUCGCUGACCCUCAGCUGCAACAAGGCCCUGUGCGCUAGCGACGUUAGCAAGUGUCUCAUCCAGGAGUUGUGCCAGUGUCGCCCCACCGAUGGAAACUGCUCCUGCUGCAAGGAGUGCAUGCUGUGUUUGGGGAACCUUUGGGAAGAGUGCUGCGACUGUGUGGGCAUGUGUAACCCGAAGAACUACAGCGACUCUCCGGCUACGUCCAAGAGCACCGUGGAGGAGCUCCACCGGCCCAUCCCCUCCCUGUUCCGCGCCCUCACCGAAGGCGACGCCCCCAUCAACAUGAUGGUGGUCUCCUUCCCGGUGGCCGAGGAGCUGUCGCACCACGAGAACCUGGUCUCCUUCCUGGAGUCUCUGGACAGCACGCAGCAGAACGUGUCGGUGCCUGGAAACAGCAUCCAUGCCUACGAUGCUCAAGAGAACAUGUGCACGGUGGUCUACUUUGACGACUGCGUCUCCAUCCGUCAGUGUAAACUUUACUGCGAGUCCAUGGGAGGGUCCAAGUACCGCUGGUUCCACAACGCCUGCUGCCAGUGCAUCGGCCCGGAGUGCGUGGACUACGGCAGCAAGGCCGUCAAGUGCAUGAACUGUCUCUUCUGAAGCACCAAAGGACGGGCAACUUCCUCCAGACCUGGGGGGUCCGGCUACCCUGUACAAAUGUUACCCGCCACGCGUUUUUGUUCUGCUGUCGUUGCUCUGUAUAUUUUUAGAGAUUUUUUUAGUCGCUGUGAAUAAUGUAUUUUUACACUUACUGUCGUUGCUUGCCAAAUAAACGUUUGGUGACACGC
Synchiropus splendidus (mandarinfish) is the source of this 1128-nucleotide messenger RNA. It is a transcript of the gene twsg1a, whose product is annotated as twisted gastrulation BMP signaling modulator 1a. Gene Ontology annotation, biological process: regulation of BMP signaling pathway. The coding region runs from base 269 to 940 and encodes 223 amino acids. The record is from RefSeq and is a predicted model, not a curated record. NCBI's taxonomy places the organism in Eukaryota, Metazoa, Chordata, Actinopteri, Syngnathiformes, Callionymidae. The transcript has 5 exons.